Molecule: messenger RNA, 2916 nt
Organism: Anopheles gambiae (African malaria mosquito)
Lineage: Eukaryota; Metazoa; Arthropoda; Insecta; Diptera; Culicidae
Gene: Trax
Product: translin-associated protein X
Exons: 3
Coding region: 164-1117 (317 amino acids)
Cellular component (GO): nucleus; cytoplasm
Molecular function (GO): RNA endonuclease activity; sequence-specific DNA binding; RNA binding
Source: RefSeq, a predicted model, not a curated record
GCCAAAUUAUAUGCGUCGCAUUCGCUUCAGUUCAUCAUAGAUCGUCCAUUCGCCGGGAAAAUAACACGGCGUCGAACGUUGUUCUUGCGGAAAAUUGCGGAUUGCCGAAAUUCAUUCACAUUUAGCUAUUCUAUCCUUCUGCGCGAAAAGUUCGGAUCCCGAAAUGAGUGGAUAUCGCGGAAAUAAACGCCAACAUUAUGUCAAAGGCAGUGCUCGGCGCGGAAGAGAUCACGAAAAUGUGGCAGUGGAUGAAAAUAAUCCGAUCAUACAGUGUUUCCGCGAAUAUGCUACAAUACUAGACGCGAAGCACGACAAAUACGAACGCAUCGUGAAAAUCAGCCGGGAUAUAACGAUCGAAUCCAAGCGAAUUAUCUUUCUCCUGCAUACCAUCGAUCCUAGGAAAAAUAAUUUGCAAAAAGUUUGCAACGAAGCGAAGGAUCGACUGGAAGCUAUUUUUCGCAAUCAUUUUGUUAACAUAGCAAAAGAGCUUAAGGACCAGGACCCUUACCAGUAUACACGAGCCUACACCAAUGGAAUGCAAGAAUUUAUUGAGGCUUACACAUUUUAUGAAUAUUCUUGCGGAAUGAAUAUAUCGCAUUGGGACGCAAUUCAGAAGAAGCUGACUUAUUCAUCGGACCAAAACGUCGAUUCACCAAGCAAUGCUAGAAGCAUUGCAGAAAAACCCCUUAAUGAGCCAACCGAUGCCGAACCUGACGAGCAAAAGAGGUCGAAUGAAACCACUGGAGAAACAAUGAAGCUGACUUGCUUACUUCAUCCCCAAGACUUUGUACUUGGUCUGGGUGAUCUUAGCGGCGAGAUAAUGCGAACGUGCAUUAAUUCUCUUGGAUCUGGAAAUUCGGAGAGCUGUUUUCUGCAUUGUCGUUUUAUGCAGGAGCUAUACAAAGGAUUCCUAAGCGUGACAUCCAUACGGAGCCGGGAUUUUUCUCAUAAGAUGAUGACUUUACGGCAAAGUUUGCUCAAAAGUGAGAACGUUUGCUACAAUGUGACGGUACGAGGAGGUGAAGCGGCCAAAUGGGGAACUACAGAUGAAACAUCGGGAGCCAUGUUCCAGCUGCAGCCUUCAAAGGACGACGACGAUGAGGGGGUAUACUUUUGAUCUGCUGCUCGUGUGUCCUGAUUUCAGUAUAAGGUACUUGAUACUUGUACGCAAGAAUGUGUUUUUGCUAAUUUUUGAAAAUUGUACCACUUUUAGAGUACACAGUUAUUUUACACGUUUGGUGUCACCUUAUAGCUCAAACUGCACCACUGGCACUUUGUUGAAAACUGAUUAUAAUAGCUCGUACCAACUUCAGCCAAAUAAUCCGAUACACAACGAUCAUCCUUCAAACAAUUGCAACUGGAGGUCUCAACCUCAGCAAAGCAAUAAUAAUUGGAGAUCUCAGGAUCUACAGAACAGUUGCUGGAGAAAGAAAAAUGUAGGAAAUAUUCAAAAUAGACAUCCUAGCGAGGCAAACGUGUACAAUAUCCAAAAUAGAAAACCCUUUAGCACAAAUAUUUUAGAGCAACGCGAUCCAAGAAGAGCAAUUUAUUGCGCUCAAGCAAAUCAUCAGCUCUCAGAAGAAACAGAAAACACAGUGGCCUUAAUCUCACUAACACAAACCAAGAAUGAUACUAAUAAACGAUAUAAAAAUUACAUCUACAAUCUAAAUUAUAAAAAGUAUAUAAACAUUGAUCAAAAGAACAAUCAAGUGCUACUUGAACAAGAUUAUGUAGAGUUCAACAGCAGAACUAGUUAUGAUACUAAAUCUUAUGAACCUAUGAACUAUCAAAUAAUUUAUGAAGUAAAAAGACCAAGUAAUGACUCAGAAAGAAUAAUUAAAGAAAAUAAAGAGUUAACUAAUGGAGAUCAUGAAGAGCAUAUACAUAAUCAGACAAUAAACUAAAAUUGUAAGCAAACGAUAAUCAAUGAUGUUAGUUGCAGAAAUAUAUGCAGAGGAUGUAAAACUGCUAGAUAGCGUAGAAUGAAAUAAUGAUAUGAAUUGUAAAGACAGUCAUGCAACUGAGCUAAAUAAUGCAAAUAAACGAAAACGUAGCAUCAAAUCAAAGGAGAAGGCAACUCCAACAAGUAAUCUAUCAUAUUGGCAGGAUAUAUAGGCUGAGAAAAAUAUCAAUGACACAUUUAGUGAACCAAGAAAAAUUGUUGCUUACGAAAAAUAUCUCAAAGAACUUUUACAAAAUUUGCAUCAAACUCUGUCAAUGAAAACAAUUAAAAAAUCUAUAAUCGUAAAAUCCUCAAGAAAUGAACCUAACAAACGUAUCAAUGCGAUAUCAAACUGUUAAAAUCCCCUAUUAAAUAUCAACGAUAUUGUACAUCUAGAUAAUAAAUCAAUGUACAUAAAAUAUUGCCCACCUUAACGAAAUGAUAAUAAUGUCAAUACGUUUUUUUUUUCAAACAAAAAUAUAAAACUUACACAAAAACAUUAAAAAAAAUCAACUUCAAUAGAGCAAUUAUUAUAAGUUGACAGAAUAACUUCAUUUCAUUACGUUAUUCUUCCGAAGGGUGGAAGUGUAGCUGAUUUACUGCUAACAGUAGGCCAAAUCUAACUUAGCAUAGCCAAUAGCCAGGUAAAAAGACAUUAAACACCAGAAGCGUAAACGUUCUCGUCUUUUACCCUAGAACAUAAAUAAGGAAAACGCGCCACAGAUAAACUAUUAAACUUCCGUAAAACCCCAAGCAUAAACAGGAAAACGUUCGCUGCAUCCACAAUGCACGGAUAGUUUAUAAAACACAGGCACUCUAGGUAUAAUUUAAGAAACAACUGUAAAAACCCAAACCUGGAAAACCUAACGAAAGCAAACAUCUGCUUGCUAAAUGUGUCAUAACUUUCACACCAUCUUUGUUAUAAAUAAAGCUCGAACUGAUGGUGAAGUCGGUUUACAAUUUACAGACACGUA